CAGCAGCCCCGGAGAUGGGCAGAGAGCGCGCGGGGCGCUGCAGCUCUGUAGCCACCGCUCUCUCCGCCCCCGGUGCCCUGCGCCCCCGCCGCCGCUCUCGCCGCCAGGCUGUCCCCCGACUCCAGCUCUGCUUCUAGGACAGCGCCGCCACCGCCGCAAGCCCUCGUCCCUCCCGCGUUGCGCUACACUCACGCGCCCUGGAUGGCGCUUUCCCUCGUUGGGAUGGAAUCGAUUUAGAAUGUGACAGCUCAAGUAUCUGACAACUCAAGUAUCUGGAGUAUUUCUACAUCCGUCUCUGCUUCCCAUGCUGUUCUCUACAGUCAUCUUCUUGGGAGUGUGAGCCAGACUACACUUACAUUCUGUGUCAUAUCUGAUGGCUGUGACUGUAGCUCAAGCUGAAAAAAUUAUGACAUCAACAUCCAAAGGCAUUCUUCGUCCAUUUCUAAUCGUCUGCAUUAUCCUGGCCUGCUUCAUGGCAUGUCUACUUAUUUACAUCAAGCCCACCAACAGCUGGGUGUUCAGUCCAAUGGAGUCUGCCAGUUCUGUGUUGAAAAUGAAAAAUUUCUUCUCCACAAAAACUGAUUAUUUUAAUGAAACCACUAUUCUGGUUUGGGUGUGGCCGUUUGGGCAGACUUUUGACCUUACAUCCUGCCAAGCCAUGUUCAACAUCCAAGGGUGCCAUCUCACUACAGACCGCUCACUGUACAACAAAUCCCAUGCGGUCCUGAUACACCACAGAGACAUUAGCUGGGAUCUGGCUAAUUUACCUCAGCAGGCUAGGCCACCCUUUCAGAAAUGGAUUUGGAUGAACUUAGAGUCACCCACUCAUACCCCUCAAAAGAGUGGCAUUGAGCACUUGUUCAACCUGACUCUAACUUAUCGCCGUGAUUCAGAUAUCCAAGUGCCUUAUGGCUUCUUGACGGUGAGCACAAAACCAUUUGUGUUUGAAGUGCCAAGUAAAGAGAAGCUGGUGUGCUGGGUCGUGAGUAACUGGAACCCCGAGCAUGCCAGGGUCAAGUAUUAUAACGAACUCAGCAAGAGUGUUGAAAUCCACACCUAUGGGCAAGCCUUUGGAGAAUACGUGAAUGAUAAAAACCUGAUCCCCACCAUAUCUACUUGUAAAUUUUAUCUUUCUUUUGAAAACUCAAUUCACAAAGAUUACAUCACAGAAAAGCUCUACAAUGCAUUUUUGGCUGGCUCAGUACCUGUUGUCCUAGGACCAUCUAGGGAAAACUAUGAGAAUUAUAUUCCAGCUGAUUCGUUCAUUCAUGUGGAAGAUUAUAACUCUCCCAGUGAGUUGGCAAAAUAUCUGAAGGAACUUGACAAAAACAACAAGUUGUACCUUAGUUACUUUAACUGGAGGAAGGAUUUCACUGUCAACCUCCCACGAUUUUGGGAAUCACAUGCCUGCUUGGCUUGUGAUCAUGUAAAAAGGCACCAAGAGUAUAAGUCUGUUGGUAAUUUAGAGAAAUGGUUUUGGAAUUAAAGUUUCCAUCACUUUGAAAUUUAAGGAAAUGUAUUAAUGUGACAUUAUACAAGUUGUGAGGAUAAGAAGAGAAACACUUUGCUUUCGUGUCACAGUUUAUUUUUAUUGUCCUCCCUUGAGUAACAUGUAUAUUUUGAUGGAAAAAUUUUAAGAGCUCAGAAUUAGAAAUAACUCAAUUUGGUUUUAAAUUAUCCUGUAUAUAUGUGAUAAUGAACACUGAAAAUAAUUUAUUCUCCACUUUCAUAUGUACACAUUAUUUUUUCGUAUUUUAUAGUAAGUUUAUGGUUCAGUUGUUUCUACAUUGAUCAGAUCUUUGAUCUGUUUGGGAAAUGGGUAUCCUAAAAUAUGAAAGAUUUUUACAAAGUAUUAUAAUGUCUAGAUUCUAGCUUGCAUAAUGGUAACAAAGAAGGAUUAGAGUAUCACUUAAUUCUUAACCUCUUUGAGUUCAGAGUUGACACUGUGUGUAACUGAUGUAGUAUUUAAUUGUUUACCACAUUUAUGAAGACAUUUAUUCAUGUAGUAAAUAAGAAAGAUAUGAAGUAGAAAUGUUAUUAGACUUCACAUUCAUUUUCAUUAAGUUGUUUUGCAAAUUAAGACUCUCAAUGUUGUAAGUUAAAAAGUAUCCAAGAAUUUGGAGACACACAAUUUUAUAUGAUAUUCUUAAUGCCUAAUAACACCUAAAAGAAGAUUUGAUUAUUCCCAUUCAAAUCUUGAGCAUAGUCAUUGUUGUAAAAAUUAAGAAUUUCUUUAUAUAACAAAAAAGAUAUCUGGAAAUAUAAAUAAAAUAUGUAAAUUGUGCCAUUUACAUAAUUUUAAUUACUUCAUCCAUUUGUAGUAUUUUCCAAAGCAUCUAUAUUUAAAAGUUUUACUUUUCCAUAUUUGAUAAUGAAUAGAUAUAAAACUUGAAAUGUCUAUCAUUUCAUUUAAAAUGUAUUACCAAUGUAUCUAAUAUAAUAAAGUGGAAACCUUCAAGGAACAGACAAUACUGACACAGAGUAGGAUUUCAAUAUGUGUUUAUUACAUAAAUUAAUUAACAGCAUUGAAAAGUCAGGGAUAAUUUUUGUUUCAAAAAAGGAACAGUUCUAGCCUGUGACUAUUAAUUGAAAAUUAUCUUUUUAUUCCAUUUUAAAAAUUGUUCAUACAUAGCACAUGUUGCUAUAAUAUUCAGGGCUUUACAGAACCAAUAUAAACUUAUUAUUGCACUGAAUUUGGGGGCAUGUUAUCCAUGAACUUUCACCUGCCUGAAGAAAUUCUGUAAGUUUAGAGGAGUUAGAUGGGCAUAUACAGAUACAGUGGAUUAGAAAAAAAAUACUGAAGACUCUCAGAGAGAAUUAUUCUCUAAAGCAUUCCUAAUGCUUGUCUUCUACUCUGGUCCAUAUCUACAGAAAACGUAAUGUUCUCAUUACAUCCAAUUGUAAUCAGAUCUUGGCUCAUUCUAAUUUUCCUAUUACCUGUUACAAUCAACAGAACAUAUACUCCCUCUAGAUUAGAGGGAGGGUAGAGGUCAGUUCAGCAAGCAGGAACUGUGUGCCCCAUUUGAAAAUGAGUUUCCCUGUCAUGGGAAUGAUUUGAGUAAAGAAAAUCUCCAUAAUUAAACAGAAGCUUUGAUCCCACAUUCAUUUUUCUUUUAGACAUAACUGCACAGGUAAUGUAGUCAGCCCAAAACUAACACAGAAAAAAAAUGAAAAGAUGCUGUUACUGCCUUUAAAGGGCUUGUUACAUAGAGAUUCCUGUAAGUUCCAUCUUGUAUGACUCGCAAUGGAGAUUGUAUGAAUCAUUGCUAAUUUAAUUGAAAAAAACCCUCUAGAAAAUGUAUUCAAUUGCUUAGCUACUCAACCUGUGCUGGAACUUCAAGCUCUUUCUCUUCAUUUGACCCAACAUAGAUUUUAUUUGUUCUGUCCAUACAUAUAUAUGGUGCACAUACAUAGAUAACUUUCUUUAAAAGCUCUGUAAUGCAUUUAUUUGUUUAACAGUCAAUCCCAUACUUUUACAUUUGUUCGUUAUGUUUUUGAUCCACAAAAUGUAGGUACCUAAAGAUGCAAAGCCAAGCUUAGGAAGUAUUUUUUCUAGAGCCUGAAAAGUAUUUGUCAUUGUUUCCAUCCACCAUUACUAAACUGGAUGCUAAGGUAUUUGUCUCUUCUGUUGACAAAGAGUGUGACCUCAUUCUUGGACUGAAACAAAAAAUAAAUGCCAGUAAUAUAAGCCAAACCACAGCAACAAGUAUUCUGCUAGUGUAUCUGUCCAUUGAGAGCCUAAUUCCAAGCCAUAAAAAUGGGGGUCCAAAUUUCAAGUGAACAGUGAAUGAGCCAGCUUUUUAACUAGAAGAAAUCACAGCCAUAUUUGGAAGUUAAACACUUCUUCCAAUCUGUGAGUUAAUUAGAUAUAAAGCCAUUAUUUAUCCUUGACACAUGCUGAAAGACAGGCAUGUGAACCCCACACAUAGCGAUAGUAGAGAUUAGAAAUUAAUGGUCCUAUUGCUAUUAAUCUCAUGUUUGUCUCUGCUUCCUCUACAUCGUACUGGACAAAUAUGACCCAAUUCCUAGAAUGUGAAUAUCACAUUAGCAUGUAGGAUGAUAGGUUCUGGGACUUCAACUUUUACAUAUGUAGUAAACAAAAAUUUUAAUGUUGGCAGUCUUUCCGAUUUAGCAGUUGAACUUUAGCAGAACGAAUGAGCUUUGCUAUGUGUAACUGAGACAUAACCACUGAAAAGUUAUGCCAGUGACUACUCUUUUAAUAAGUACUAUGACUCACAAUUUCUUUAAGGAUAACUCAUGUGGAAGAUAAAUUGAUGCAGCCAAUUUGGCUUGCUGUUGAUUAUAAUAAAGACAGAUAAUAUGCCUGGGAAUGAACAAUGGCUCUAAAAAGGUCAUGGAUAAACUUUCCUUCAAAGUGCAGAAAGUCAUUAUCACCAGUGCUCUGAAUAUUAAUUGUCAAUUAUUGCAGGCCUUAUUAGUAAGCAUAUGUCAAUAAUUAUUUUAAGCCUUACUGAUGAGAACAUGUACUUUAUUAUCCAUAUCUAUCCAUAUACAUAUUUAAAGAAGGAAGGCUAUGACAGCCAUAUUUUUAGAAUGGUCAUGACUUGAUAUAAAGUAAACAUAUAAAAAAUCUUAGUGGGAGAAUAGCAACAGCUUACAAGGUUCAUAUUUAUUGUAAAAAGCAUAGCCCUAGAAUGUAUGGAGCCUAGUCCAAAACCAUUGAGAUGUAAAAUGACAGAUUAUUUGGCUAUCAUUUUCUGAGCCUUUAAAUUCUUUCUUCUAAUUAGAGAUAAAAAUGGAGGAACAAAAUAUAAUAUAACAGGAUAUAAAUAACUGAGUUUUUGUAUACUUGUCUACGUUCAGACUAAAUCAAAUGGUGGCCAUUUACCCAGAAAGUGUUUGGUGUGCAUUAAUCUUUCAUAAAGUUAAGCUCCACAUGUUUUUACUUCAUACUUGAUCAUGUUUGUUGACUCUCCUGAACCCUAACCUCAAGAGAAGGGGAUCUUAAAAUGUGUAGGCAAACUACUGAAUAUAAAAGACAUUAAAAGAUAAAAGAUAAGUAGUUCCUGAUAAAUGAGGGUUGCUAAUAAAUGAUAGUAAAUGGUUACAUCAAUGAAAUUUGUGGACAUGCAAAUAAUUUUAAUGUAAUCAAAAUAUCAUCUUCUUUGGGUCAAAUGGAAAUAUUAGCUUUACUAUUAACAUUGCUUCCUAGGUACAAAGGGCAGUCAGGAUAAAUUCUUCUUACCAUGCUUUAAGAAUCCAGGAGGGGCUGGAGAGAUGGCUCAGUGAUUUAGACCAUUUUCUGCUCUUUCAAAGGUCCUGAGUUUAAUUCCCAGUGCCAACGUAGUUCACCAUUAUCUAUAAUACGAUCUGAUGCUCUCUCUGGCAUGCAGGUACACAUACAGAGUACUCAUACAUAAAAUAUAAAUAUAUAACAUUUUAAAAAGAGCCAAGAAACUAAAAUAUUAAGAAAGAUUAAACUUGAAACUUGUUGGUGUUCUAUUUUAAUAUUGAUCAUUCACUGAUUGUUUCUAAUAGAAAUGAAAAUAUUAUGUAAAGAGGAUGCAGAAUGAAGUUCUAUAAUAAGUAAAUGUGUAUUGCCAAAUGUGAGAAGGGAAAACAGUUUUACCUUUCGUUCCUUGUUAAUUAAAUUUGUUGUAUUGUGAAGGUACUGCAAAUAUCAGUGAGCCAGGUGAUUUUUCUAUUGUGGAUAUCUCCCCUUUAGAGAUUGUAUGGCACUUUGAAAAUAGGUAAGCUCCACUACUAUCCAAAGUAUGGUCCCUCUUUGUAAUGCAUAUUCAACCCAUCCAUAUUCACAAGCAGUUAAUAGAAUCUAAAUGGGACACACUGUUAAACUAGAAAUAUAAGUAAUUCUACCCUAGGCUAUCACUGCAACAAAUUGUAGCCUAGAGAAAGUCACUUAACCUCUCUGGAAGACUACAUUCAUAAGGAUUCCUUUGACACCUUGCUGUUUAAUAUAAGGCCUAAAUUGAUAUGUCCUUAAAUUUAAAUUUCAAAUUUCCUUGGCCAUCUAAAAAUAUUUUUGGAAGUUAAUACUGCAAACAGAAUUGCUUCUCAUUUCUCUACAAUAUAUAAAAAAUUAAAGUAUUAAACUGAUUGCUUUAAUGACAGAAAAACAUAAUCUUGUUUCUUUCCUGAAACUUACAAUGUAGCAAGUGCUCAAUUAUUCCCUUCAUAUUCUUCUCUUAUGUCUUUUGUAAUACAGAGCUCUCUGAGAACUUGAUUGCCUGUAAAAAUUAACCAUAUAUUGUAACCUAUUCUAGAGUAUUCAGAUAGAUAUUUCUGCAAUAUUGAAAUUCCUACAACAAUAAAACUAUUUAUUGAUGGAAAACUUAGGAAGCCAGUGGAAUCAAGUCAGGCAGUUCUUUACCAACAGUAAUAUAUGGUUUGAGGGCAUAAGAUAGUGUAUAUUUAGAAAUUUCAUUCUUUUAACAUUUGACUAACUAAUUUCCAUUCAUUGAACAUCAUUCGAAUGUAUUUUAAUUUAAAAUGAAAUUCCCUAUCACUAAUCUUUUAAAACAUUGCCCAAAGCCAUGUGAUCUAGAGUUUCCAAUAGAUGUUUACUAAUAACUAAUAAUACUGACAAGUGGUUCUUGUUCCAUGCAAUUGGAACCUCUUCAAUUAUGAAUGAAAAAGAAAAAAAGGAAGGAAGAAGCCAUGCUAUUAGUACAAGUUAUCCUGUGCUUGACAGAGUUUCUCAGACCCACAUUUGCCUUGGGGACUCCCUAGAUCAAUGGUAUAAGAAUUAUUUACAUCAUUUUAAUAUUGUUAUAAUAUAUACCAUUGAUGCCCUUGGUCUGUAUUUUAGGGGUUCCCUAGACAAUUCUGAAACGUUGCUACUUUGGUAGUCUGUGUCCUGCUUAUUAACUAGAAAUAAUUCUAUAUUCAAAUAACACAGGCAUGAGAUACUGCCCUAUUUUGGCUCACUUGAAUUCUUCUUAAAUAUAUUGAUAAGUAUUACCGUAUUUCAUAACUCAAGAUGUUCCUCAUGCCUACUUGUUUUUGAACAGUUAUGCUUUUCUUCAGCUAUUCCUAUGAUUUAGGACAAACUAUUUACCAUUUCCAUCUGUUUGUCUGGGAAAUUUUUCUUUCAUUCUCUCCCUUAGUUUUUAAAUGCACUUUAAAAAAUUUUUCAGCACAAAAACAAAGGUAGACAGUUAUUAGGAUCUUUUGUAGCCAUCAAAGCAUCAUACAUUUUUGACCAAUUGCUUUUCUGGGUUUCAGCAAUCUGUGUGAUAGUUAGGACAUGGCAACAAGUUAUAGCGCUGUAGAUUUCCACAAUCAUGUAUUUACAAUUAAGUAUGAGCUACGCUAUUCACUAGCUGUGCUUGAACUCUUCAUCUGUGUUAGUAUCAGGUUUUGUAUAUGUAUAUAAAAGGGGUAGCCUAUUUUGAAAAUGAAUGCAUCUCUAAAAUAAUAGACAAUGAUAUAUCCAAAUAGGUAUGUGUACAUGUGUGAGUGUUCUACCACUAACAUAAACCCUUGGUUGUAAAAGAGAAUAAGAGAAAUAUGGAACAUACCAAAAAUUCAGCUGUAUCACCUGUUGAUGCUAAGAUGGCAGCUCAUAAAAAUUACUGAAAAUUUAAACAAGUCAAAGGGCAAAUACUCAAUAGAAGGGACAUAAACAAACAUAGUGUGGAAGCAUGCAAUGACAUCUCUGAAAUUUUGGAGAGUAUUGGGAGGGGUGGUGGGUGAUAGCAGCGAUGGAGAGACAUCACUUGUCUCACUAAGCAAGUAUACCAUCUCCUAUAAUAAGCAUGCCUACUUUUUCCACACUGUUAUGAGAAACAAAUAAGUUAGUAUUAAUUUAGCUUUCUAGCAGUUCAGACAGCUAAAAUUCAAGAAUAGAAUCGCAGAAAUAUUCUUAGAGAUCAGUUUCUGAAGAGGAAGUCACUCUUAGAAACAUCCAACAACCUGACUGAAUACUCCACAUCAACUGUUGCAGGCUCAGGCACAGAACUAGUUAAGGGUAAUUUAAUUUGCAAGAGAACCCAGCCUCCCUUUACCUUUCCUAAAGAUUGCAGAAAGUGAGAAAGUCAAAAUGUUGAGAUGUAAACUCAUUAAACAAAAAUUAAUUUGUUCAGUGAUAUAGACGUGCAAUGAUUUAGCCAGGCUGUGAUUAAGAUUCUCCAAAUUGCAUGAUAAAUAGGGUUUUGACAUAAACAAUCUCAACCAUGCAUAUAUAUAGUUUUUAAACUGAAUGACCCAAAGAGAUACUCUUGAGGAAAUUUUUCACAUGUAAAAAGGAAAGAUAUUUGAAAUAGCAUGUUAUCUAUUUUUAACUGUUUCUUUAAAAGAUAUUAGAAAUGCUAUAUCUUAUUAGAUAACCUCAAAAUUUGAGUUGGUUUGCUGAAACCUCAGGCAACUUAAUAAUUUUGAAUUAGUUGACUAUGUCAUGGACAUUAAGAGACUACUACUAUAGUUUUAAUUGUGAAAAGCAUAAAAAGUGAGAAAAAAGUGUUACAGAUGAUUUCUAUAUAAUCUAAAAUUGGAGAAGCAUGUUGUCAACUUUUCUACACAUGAAUUCCAUUUAGAUUAAUGAAGGUGUAGAAGAUAAAUAUUCAGGUGUGGCAAAAAUGGUUCACAAAGAUUCAAUUAAUAUCAAGUACCUGGGAAUACUUACUAUGUAAACAAUAUAUGAAAGUUAAAGUUCAUCCCCCUUUCUCAAACUGACUUCAUAAAUCCCUUGAGCUCAUAGUUGCGACAAUCCUGGAGAUGACAUUAUUGUCAAUGUGAGAUCACCAAAGGAGUGCUCAUGUGGGUUAGUAUAUUUUGAAUUUCCAUGGACUAUAAUGAGAUUAGAGUCCAGACAGCCAGAUUGUCUACAUAAAACUGGAAGCCAUCUACUUUAUAAGAAAACAUGUGAUUUAUCACGGAUUCUAAUGCAUUGGUUUAAAAAACAAUGUUUGUCUUCUUUUUCUGUCCCUUAAAAUCACAUGUCAUGGAUAAUAGAGUGUGACAAUACAAAUAUAUAUAUAUAUAUAUAUAUAUAUAUAUUGUUUUGUAGAGUCCCUAACAAUCAAAGCAUGUGUGGAGAAUAAUGGUAAAAGGCAACACUCUCUUUCAUAAAUAUCCAUAUUUUUUAAACUCUAUUAUCUUCUCAGUAGUAAUGUGGUUUAUUCUGUAUCUAUACCAGCAUGGGAUGAAGGAGUGCUUUUUUUGAACACAAGAUAAAGAUGUAACAAGUUUAAAUUUAGACCCAGGUUUAAGUGUGCAGAAAGAAGAAAGCAUCAAGAAGGAACAAGAAAAUGUGAAGUAAACUCUUGAUCAAAGUCCAUUUUAGCUUUUAGUACCUGUAGUGUAAUUUGUUAGCAUUUCUGAGCCACAGAUUUCUCAUCUAUUAUCCAAAGGUGAUAGACUGCUGUUAUAUUCACCUAAGAAACUCUUGAUAAAUAUGGACAUUGAUCAGAAAUCCUGAUCAGAAAUAUGGGCUACCAUAUAUUCUAGACUUUCUCUCCAUGCCUUCUUCCAGGUGACUAUGUUCUGUAACUAGUGAAAAAGACUCAGACCAUUUCAUUUAAAGCUUGGAAUAAGAAGUUGCUACAGAAGAAAGUUGUAGUGAAGAUCCACAAAGGAAGAACAUUGAAUGUGCCUACCACCUUGACUCUGUCCAAGGUAGCCAUGUAGACCCUAGCCAACGCUUGUCUUGAGUAAUUCAAGUUAUUUUCAUAAAGGAACUAAUCCUCAAGGAAUGGAGGUCAGAGAAAAUACAGUAAAACAAAAUGUGCCAAUUCUUCCAGUAUGUAAAUUGUAAGGAUCAGUAAUCCAUAAACUACUUCUAAAUCAACUGUAUGUUCUACUAUUGUAAUGUAAUUUGCACUAUGAUAUUGUCAUGUUCAAGCAAAUUUAAAAUGCUCUCUAAUGCCAAAUGUAGAGUUCAUAGGUUCAUGUUAUUUCUUAUAAGAAUGACAUUGCAUUGUGCCAGUUGUUUAAUGCUCUUAACUUUCCCUGGGUGUGUUAUUAUAUUCAGAUCCAACAGGGUUGUUGUAAGCACACUAAUUAGUCAUCUAGGGUUUUAUAGAUAAAAUCAUACAUUGAUCAGAAAUCACUUUUCUACUUAUUUUUUUGUAGAGUAUUUUUCCACACUUGAAAAAAACAUGAUUAUUUUAUAUCAAACAUCAGCUUUUCUUUAUAAUCUUAUUUUAGUAGCCAACGCAUGCUUGAAAUAAGAUGUUAUAUAGUAUAUGAUAAUAUUAAGAUCGUAUUUGUAAGUGAAAAAUAUGCAUGCUGUGAUGAAUCUUGCAGCUUUGGGGUGUACUUUUCCAUGGCCACCUUACAUGCAAGCUUUUUCUUAAUCUGUGUGCAUGAUUCACAAGUCCCUUUUCAAUAUUUACAAAAUGAUAUGUGACUCUCAGUGCUGAUGAGCCCCUGAGACAAGGUGCAAUACUGUUCUGCUUUAGGUUUUCUUCCAACGUUGCAUCAUAGUGUUAUACAUUUUCCCAGAAAACAUUUUCUUGAAGUUGCUGACAAUUAACAACAAAAUAAUUUGCUGGUAAAUCUUACAGCUGACUACAGAGCAAGUUAAUGUUUCAGAGUAAGAAGAAGUGACAGAGUCAUUUUCCAAGUUCCAUUAUAUGAAUACAAUAUUCUGGCAGCUUUUUGUAUAAUCAAAAAACAGCUUAUCAUUUUUUGAAACACUGCCAAAUCAGUACUACUGCCAAAAGGGAGAAACACUAAGUUGCACCUCCAUUACAAUAACUUCAGCAAUAACAGACUAUCCAGAUCACAGCUGAUUGGUACAGCAGAGAUAGAGAAAUAGUAGACUGAAUCUUUUCUUUCUUGUUAAUUUGCAAAAUGUAGAAGGAGUAUGAAUUUUGCCAACAGAGACAUGACUUUACAUGCUGAUAAUUCACAGAAAUCUCUGAAAAUAAAACUCAUGCCAUUCUGGGAAGGAUGUGUCUAGGCAUUUUGUUUGUUUGUUCUGAUUUGUUUCAGAAAUAUAAUUGUGUUUUUGAAAGACCUAAUUUCAAGCAGGUGAUAUGUGUAGACCAACCUCUCCCUAUCCAUAUCUUAACACAUAAGGGUAGAAAAUAGCAUUCAGGAAUUCAAAUCACCAGUAAAAACAUUCACAAGACUGUAAGAUGAUUUCACUGUUAUGUUAUCAAAGCAAUGGAAACCCUAGUUAUCUAUUUAUUUGCUUAUUUAUUUAUUUACAAAAUAUUGCUUCUUUGGAGUCUAAUUUUAACAGAAAAAGUGAAAUUAAUAUAAUGCUAAGAAAAUUGACUCUAUUGACUUACUAUUCUAAGUCAAAAUUCUGAAGCUGAAUCCUGCUAUAAUACAAAAGUAAAGCAUUGAUUGAAAUAAUGAACAGGCUGCUAGUCCAGUCAGAGAGGAUGACUACAGCAGUAAUGUUAUCACAAGUGUGACCAGCCUGGCCUGCCACAGAAAGGAUGGAAGAACCAUUCGUUCACAGCAUUACAGGUGUGUGAAAGGAUGACAAUACAAUUCAUGAUACUGUAGGUGUGUAACACUCAGCAAACAUCUGGUCUGGUCUUGUAAUUUGAUACUGCAUGCAUCCCUUCAUUGAAUUUACCUGUAAACAACAAACCUUGUGGCAGCUAAGCAAAUAUUUUAAUAAGCCAUGAAAGGCAAGAUGUCAUAAGAAAUCUGUACUUUCAUCUAUUUGGAGAAAUUUUACUGUUCAUAAAUUAAUCUGGAGUUGCGUUGCCACUUGAAAUUUCCUUCCCUUAAAAAUAUGCCAUUACAAUGUAUGUUGCUGUUCAUUGAUGUCUUAUGAGGCUUGCAUCUAUUUGAUGCAACUGCUACACUUUUGUGAAAUUUUGUUUAGCAAUGAAUUGUUUUUACAAUCUGCAUAAAGAUUCUAAUGCAGAAGCAAAUGUGUGAAGAAUUUGAACCUGUAUGUAAGGAGUCUCUUCCUUAUGUCACAUUUACUCUAUUCAAUGUAAAUACCUCACUGAUUUGACACUGGAGUUAUUAGAUGUGUAAAUAAUGAUGUUCUAUUUGGGCCUAAUGGAUUCCUGUAAUGUGAAUAUUUAAAAUAAAAAAUUCAAUUUAAAAAUA
Molecule: messenger RNA, 12003 nt
Organism: Mesocricetus auratus (golden hamster)
Lineage: Eukaryota; Metazoa; Chordata; Mammalia; Rodentia; Cricetidae
Gene: Fut9
Product: fucosyltransferase 9
Exons: 4
Coding region: 374-1486 (370 amino acids)
Cellular component (GO): membrane
Molecular function (GO): alpha-(1->3)-fucosyltransferase activity
Source: RefSeq, a predicted model, not a curated record